UCUCUCCCCGAGGUGUCCGCGAAUUUACCGAGGUAGGUGAACACAGCCUUCCCCGAGUGGUGCUAUAGGCUUGGAAAGCAUGUGGGCGCCACAGCAUGGAGAGGGAAGACGGGACGUCCGUGGCUGUUGUCGCAGUUGUGACCGAGCGGCGGUUCGCUCAGCGGUACAGGGAAUUUCUCGAGAAGCAGAAACUCUUGGAUAGACGGCACCGCGUGGAAAAGAUGCCCGACGGCACCGUGGCGCUACCGGUGCUGGGGGAGACGCUCCCCGCGCAGCUUCUGCAGGAGCUGAGGACUCGCGUGGCCCCGGGCAGCACGUGCGUGCUGACGCAGCUCCUGGAUCCUCUUCCUUCGAGGAAGGCCCAGGGUUGUUCGCCUGCCCAGAGACUGUGUCUGGAGGUGAGGCGCUGGGUAGAGGGCCGGGGAGUGGCGUGGUCGGCUGAAUUGGAGGCUGAUUUGCCCCGAUCUUGGCAACGACAUGGUAAUCUUUUGUUGUUGAAUGAAGACUGUUUCCAAAACAAGCAGUGGAAAAAUCUGGGACCAGAACUCUGGGAGACCGUUGCCUUGGCAUUUGGCGUCCAGCGUUUAGCAAAACGAGGGCGGGUAUUCCCGGAUGGCACUCGAACUCCAGCGGUGACUCUGCUGCAUGGCGACCAUGGCUGGGUAGAGCAUGUGGAUAAUGGCAUCCGAUAUAAGUUUGACGUAACCCAGUGCAUGUUCUCCUUUGGAAACAUCACUGAAAAGCUGCGAGUGGCAUCGCUGCCCUGUGCUGGACAAGUGCUGGUGGAUCUCUAUGCAGGGAUUGGUUAUUUUACAUUGCCCUUCCUAGUUCAUGCUGGUGCUGCCUUUGUCCACGCCUGUGAGUGGAACCCCCAUGCUGUAGUCGCUCUGAGAAAUAAUCUGGAGAUCAACGGAGUAGCAGAUCGGUGCCAAAUACACUUUGGGGAUAACAGGAAGCUGAAGCUCUCAAACAUUGCAGAUAGGGUGAACCUGGGUCUGAUUCCCAGUUCAGAAGAAGGCUGGCCCAUUGCCUGCCAGGUGCUACGACGGGAUACUGGGGGCAUUUUGCAUGUCCAUCAAAAUGUGGAAUCUUUCCCAGGGAAGAAUCCCCAGCCUCCUGGAAGUAGCAAAAUGGAGAAAGAACAUUGGCCUUAUCCUCAGAAAAUUAUCACCAAUGAAUGGGAAAAUGGAACUACCAGAGAUUUUAGGAGGAAACUGCUUUCACAAGCCACCAAGCUAGAGUGGCAAAGGUGGGCAGAAUCUGCAGAAACUCGAAUUGCCAUUCUUCUUCAGCAGGUGCAUGGGAAACCAUGGAAGACACAAAUCCUGCACAUCCAACCGGUGAAAUCUUAUGCUCCCCAUGUGGAUCACAUCGUUCUGGAUCUGGAAUGUCGCCCAGUCCUAUAGUUGGCUAGAGGAGGUGGAUUCAGUGAGUGACACAAGGGAUCCAAGGGGCCCUUAAUGCAUCAUCUCAGGCUGGUCUCUCUUUUUUUUUUUUUUUUUUCCUGGUGAUCUUUUUAAAUAUUUUAUGGCUUGAAAGCAGACUCUAGACCAACCAAAAUAAUUUCAUUUGUCUUCCAUUGAUCACAUUGGGAAUGUGCUAAAUAUCUAGGAAAAACAGCAUAGCUUUUUAAAAUGAGGUUAAUCUGUGUAAUCGUAAAUUCUGAAUUCUGUCCUCGUUCUGACCUUGAAUAUAUGGUUUCAAUAUUCAUUUGGUCAUGGAUUUCCUUGAAAAAAUUAGGGUUUCUUUGAAAUAUUUCACAUGGCUGUUGUCUAAUAAGCAGUUGUACACAAGUAUUGGUCAUUCUAGAGUGGAAAAUACUGUUCCCCAAAUCAGUCUAGCUACUGGAGAAAUCUGCUGGAGAAGAGACCAGCGAGGAAGCUUCUGUGCUUGUUCAGGUGUGAGGUUGGGGUGGCUAGUCUACAGUGGUGUGAAGUGGGUAGAUUUGAAAAUAAAAUCUGUGGACUCAAGUAUGAAUCCAAAUCAAGACAAUGCCGCUUUGUUGUUAUGACUAAAUUAGAGAGGGAAUGAGAGUGGGGGUAACUAACUCCAUUCUUCCAAUUUAGCAUUCCUAAAUGAAUGUAGGGGAGAUGUCAUAAAGUUUGUCUUGGUAGAAAAGGGGUUAAAAUCACUGUGAAAUCCAAAUUUCUAGUGUUAAACUGUGUAAUAGCUGUCAGUUGUUAGCACUAUGGCUCCAUUAAUUCAACUCCUGGCUCUACUUAAGUGUGACCUGAGGCAAGUCAUGAACCUCUCCAAGAUUUAGUUUCUUCAUCUGUAUAUUAGGUCAACCAUCAUACAUGUCCUGUAGGGUAGCUGAUAGGUUUAAGUGAAUUAACAUGUCAUCAGAGAAACUGGCAUAUAGUGACUACUUCAUUCAUUCAUUGUCAGGCUUGUAUGCAGUAAUCAUAUUUCCUAAUUUUGGCUGUGAGGGAUUUCUAUACAUGUAGUUUACGUGAAUCAGAAUGUCAGUAUGUUGAAGAAACAGCUAUACUCCUGGGUACAGUGCAGCUCUAUUCCCAAUAGCCAAGAAAUGAAAAUAGCCUGAGUGUCUUCAACUGAUGAAUAGAUAAAGAAAAUGUGGUACCUAUAAACAAUAGGAUACAAUUCAGCCAUCAAAAAGAGUGAAAUCCUGUCAUUUGUGACGAUAUGAAUGAAACUGGAAAUCUUUAUGUUACAGGAAAUAAUCCAGGCACAGAAAGACAAGUACCACAUGAUCUCACUUAUAUAUGGAAUCUAAAGAGUUGAUUUCUUAGAAGUUGAGAUGGAAAGGUGGCUACCAGAGGCUGGGGACAGUGGGGGAAAGGUUACUGGAUGGAACUGAAUUACCAUUAGAGGAAAUGAGUUCGAGUGUGCUGUUGAAUCAGGGUAACUACAGAUAAUAGUAGUGUACUGUAUUUCAAAAAGCUAGAAGACUUUGAAUGUCUUCACUAUAAAGAAAUGAAAACUAAGGAGACAGAUGUUGGACCAGGUUUAAAUAUUACAUAACAUAGUGUAUACAUAUAUUGAAACAUUACAUGGUACAAUGUUUAUGUUUUUACCAGUAAAUGUCAUUGAAAAAAAAAUAAGAAAACUUGGAAAAUCUUUAGGAAGGAAAGCAAGAGCUGAAUUUUAACUUUGAGUUGAGGUAAAUCAGGUAAAGGCAGAGGAAGUGAGAACUCCUUAGACUCUUCUUCAGGCUAGGCCUUUUCUGUCUUCGGGGAAACAUUCUCUCGGGCUUACCAUGCAGUUGCUAUUGAGUCCUUCCUCUAGCCCCUUCUCCACAUUCUUAAAGGGCUCCCCUUUCAUUGGGGCUCAGAGUGAAUCCGCUCACCACAGGAGACACUGAAGUUGACUCACUGUACCCAUCUGAGUCCCUCUUUCUCCUAAAAAAAAGAAGGGCUGCCUCCCCUGUGGCUGUAGUAGCAAGGAGAUAAAGGCUGAAGUCCCCGGGUCUCUGACCUUGAAGAAGAGCAGCCAUCUCUCCAGGCAUGCUAGAGUAGGAUUGUAGGACUCGAUUUCCUAAGGAUGUCCUUGAUCAACUACACCAGCCCUGAAACUUCUAAUUGCUAAACUUCUUUUCACAUGAAAAUAAAAAUAAACCCGCAAACCCACCCCUACUCCCACAUACAUAUAAACAGACCUAUUUAAGUUAUGAUUUGGAAUUUUUUUAACUUACAGGCAAUAAAUACUUCUACCUGGUAUUUUGUAUAGUGGAGUGGCCAGAUGUAUAAGACAUAUGAUAGAGGUAACAAAACCAGCAGUGGGGGAAUGCUCACGCCCAAAACAGGGCAUUUUGAAAUCAAAAGUUCCUUUCCAGAUAUUGCAACAGUUAAUGCUGCCAUCUAGUGGACAUGCUGUGGAAAUAAAAACUGUGCCUCCAUGA
Messenger RNA from Marmota flaviventris (yellow-bellied marmot), 3862 nucleotides. RefSeq names its product tRNA methyltransferase 12 homolog (gene Tyw2). The record is from RefSeq and is a predicted model, not a curated record. Gene Ontology annotation, biological process: wybutosine biosynthetic process; tRNA methylation. Gene Ontology annotation, cellular component: cytoplasm. Lineage: Eukaryota; Metazoa; Chordata; Mammalia; Rodentia; Sciuridae. Gene Ontology annotation, molecular function: tRNA methyltransferase activity.